Penicillium brevicompactum is the source of this 4218-nucleotide messenger RNA. RefSeq names its product chromatin-remodeling histone chaperone SPT6 (gene spt6). Bases 1 to 4218 code for a protein of 1405 amino acids. The record is from RefSeq and is a predicted model, not a curated record. NCBI's taxonomy places the organism in Eukaryota, Fungi, Ascomycota, Eurotiomycetes, Eurotiales, Aspergillaceae. Gene Ontology annotation, molecular function: nucleosome binding; DNA binding; histone binding. Gene Ontology annotation, cellular component: transcription elongation factor complex. Gene Ontology annotation, biological process: nucleosome organization; transcription elongation-coupled chromatin remodeling; mRNA transcription by RNA polymerase II. The transcript is spliced from 5 exons.
AUGAGUCUUCGUGACCUGGUUGACGGGGAGGCGAGGAUGGACGACGACGACAAUGACGAGGAAGUCCCUGAUGACUAUGAUGGCGAGGGCGAAGGCGAAGGCGAAGUCCGCGAGGGUGCAGGCACCACCAACCAUUACAAUGAUUCCAGUGAGGAAGAGGAUGAAGAAGAGGACGAUGAAGAAGCCGCUCGCGCCGUUCGUGAGGGUUUCAUUGUCGAUGAAGACGAGGAAGACGAACGCGCCCAUCGCAGACACAAGAAACGCCCACGCGCGGCCCGCGAAGAAGAGCAUCUAGACGAAGAUGAUCUCGAGCUUAUUGGUCACACUCCCAGUCAACAGCGGGGGCCAGCUAAAGAGUCAAAAUUCAAGCGUUUGAAGCGAGGCAAAGACCGCGAGAGCCACCAGCCAUCCCACGGUGUCGAUGAUAUCUUCAAUUCCGACGAAGAAGAGGAAGCGCAGCAAUAUGCCCGUCCCGGCCAGCGCCGCGUCAUGCGCGAUGAAAUGGACGACUUCAUUGAGGAGGAUACCUUCUCCGACGAUGAGGCCCAGCGCGAACGGGAUGACAUGGAAGUUGCGCCUGCUUCCAGAGUUAACAAGACCGGAUUGAUCCCCACUGACACAUCAGGGUUGGACGAAAAUGCGCUUGAGGACAUGCGCGCUGCAUUCGGUGACGGUACUGAAUACGAUUUCGCACUCCAGAUGGAAGAACAAGAGGAUGCAGACAAACAGACCGAAGAACGCCAUCUCGAUUUGAAGGAUGUCUUCGAACCCUCCGAGCUCGCCGAGCGCAUGUUAACUGAAGAUGAUAACGAAAUUCGUCUCCUCGAUGAACCCGAACGACACCAGGUCGCCCGCAAGCCAUACAAGCAUGUCACAUUGACUGAAGAUCAGUUCCGAGAGGAAGCUGUCUGGAUUUCAAACCUAAUGCUGCUGAAGAAGCGCAUGGAGCCAGAAUUACGGGAACCUUUCCAGCGCUCUGUUGCCAAGAUGUUGGAGUUCUUGAUCACAGACGAUUGGGAAGUGCCGUUCAUUUUCCAACAUCGCAAGGACUACAUGAUUCACGCAGUCAAGGAAACGGACAAUAGCGGUAAUCCCGACGACGACUCCACACAAUACAGCAUCCGCGCCCAGAAGCUUCUCAACAUGACUGAUCUCUGGGACAUUUUCGACCAUGACCUCAAAUUCCGCGCUCUGAUUGAUAAGCGCGGUACCAUUCAAAAGUCAUAUGAUAGUCUGCGCGAGCUGUUUAAUGUCAAUGACUCCAACGUGGAGGAUCUACUGGCUGCCGCUAUCAGCAUGGAAGAGCUCCAGGACGUGCAAGACUACAUCCAUUUCCAAUACUCUUCACAAUUACGGGAUUUGAGCCAGCUUAAUGGCGAAGCCAAUGGAGAGGCGCAACGCCGAAAGGCAACCGGUCGUUCGUUCUUUGAACGUGUGCGAAACGGAAAGGCCUACGGCCUGGUGCGCAGCUUUGGAAUCACUGCGGAUGCCUUUGCUCAGAAUGCUUCCAAGGAGGGUCGCCGACAGUACACAGAAGAUCCUGCUGAGCAUCCAGACCAGAUGGCGGAUCAGUUUGUUGAUAACGACUUCUCCAACAGCUCGCACGUUCUCAUUGCCGCGAAGAGCAUGUUUGCUGAAGAACUUGUUCUCAGCCCCAAGAUGCGCAAGGUCAUUCGACAAGCCUAUUACAUGAACGGAGUUGUCGAUUGUUUCCGCACAGAGAAAGGUCUUCGUCGAAUCGAUGAUCAGCACCCCUACGCAGAGUUCAAAUAUUUGCGUAACCAACAACUCAGUGAUAUCGCCCGUCGACCAGAGAUGUUCCUGCGCAUGCUCAAGGCUGAGGAAGAAGGUCUGAUGGAUGUUCGCGUCCGCUUUGAGAACUUCGACCAAUUCCGCUCCCGCCUGUACACUGACAUCGAGUCCGACAACUACAGUGAACUUGCUGAUGCUUGGAACCGCGUCCGUCGCGAGGCGUUGGAUCUUGCUCUCGGCAAACUUGAGAAGCUGGUCAACCGCAGUGUCAAGGAGAACAUUCGCCAGGAAUGUGAGAACCAUGUGGCCAAGGAGUGUCGUGAGGCUUUCUCGCAGCGUUUGGAUCAGGGCCCCUUACAAGCCCAAGGGCAUGGCUCCGGGCAAGUGGGCCGGGAUCCCAUUCACUGGGCUUACACCGAAGAAGAUGGUCGUGUUUUGGAGAACGGCAAGUUCAUUGACCUCUCCCUGGGAGACGAGAGUCGGGGCAUUGCAGACGGCGCCAACGUCGCCGCUUUUGUGGAGCUGAUUGAUCGCCGCCGGCCGGAUGUCAUUGGUGUUUCAGGUAUGACGCCAGAGACUAGGCGGUUGUACAAGACUCUCUCAGAGCUUGUCGAGCAAAAGGACAUGCGCGGUGCUUCCUACACAGAUGACCGUGACGAGGAAGUCAGCGACCCUCUCGAGGUGGUCAUUGUUAACGAUGAGGUUGCCCGAUUGUACCACAACAGCCCUCGUGCUCGGAGUGACAACCCUGGCUUCGGGCCGUUGACCCACUACUGUGUUGGUCUGGGUCGUUACCUGCAGAGCCCCCUCAAGGAAUACGCCUCUUUGGGUCGUGACAUUGUCUCCAUUCAAUUCAAGCCAGGCCAGAACCUUGUGUCUCAGGAUCUGCUUCUCAAGCAGCUGGAAACCGCCCUGGUCGAUAUGGUCAACUUGGUUGGUGUCGAUCUCAACGAGGCAGUGGCUGACACCGCAUCUGCCAACCUCUUGCCCUAUGUCUGUGGUCUUGGACCCCGAAAGGCCGCUCACCUCCUCAAGAUUGUCAACAUGAACGGUGGUGUUGUGAACAACCGAGUGGAAUUGCUUGGUGUUAAUGCGCAAUACCCAGCGAUGGGUGUCAAGGUCUGGAACAACUGUGCCAGUUUCGUCUACAUUGACUUUGAGAAUGCCGAUCCGGACGCCGAUCCAUUGGACAACACUCGUGUUCACCCUGAAGACUACGAUAUUGCGCGUAAAAUGGCCGCCGAUGCUUUGGAAUUGGACGAAGAAGAUAUCAAGGCCGAGAACGACGAGAACGGCAAUGGCGCUAUCAUGCGAAAGCUCUUCCGCGAAGAGGCUCAGGACCGUGUCAACGAUCUGAUUCUGGAGGAGUACGCCGAGCAGCUGGAGAGCAACCUUAACCAGCGCAAGCGCGCCACUCUUGAGACAAUCCGAGCUGAAUUACAAUCACCAUAUGAAGAACUGCGCAAGCAAUUCGUCUUCCUUGGUACCGAUGACAUCUUCACCAUGCUCACUGGUGAGACUCUUGAAUCCCUCUCAAUCGGUAUGGUGGUACCUAUCGCCAUCAAGCGCGUGUUCGAGGAUCACAUCGAAGCCAAAUUGGACUGUGGAGUUGAUGUGCUCGUGGCUGAGACCGAACUGGGUGUUCCCGCCGAGAUCCCUGUGCGCAGCGCAUACCAGCCUCAUUCGACCGUUCCAGCCAAGAUUCUGUUCCUUAACCGCAAGGCUUUCAGUUGCAACGUGUCUCUGCGUGAGGACCAAGUCAGCCAUCCAGCUCGCCGAAACCAAGACCAUGGCUUUGGCGACUGGGAUGAUGUCCAAGAGCGAGCCGAUAAGGAAUCGCUACAAGAGAAGACUCAGCGUGGUGGCCAGGCCAUGCGUGUUAUCAAGCACCCCCUCUUCCGCCCAUUCAACUCCACCCAAGCCGAGGAGUUCCUGGGCUCCCAGGGCACCGGUGACGUUGUCAUCCGCCCAUCUUCUCGAGGUCACGACCACCUGGCAGUCACUUGGAAGGUGGCUCAGGGUGUGUAUCAACACAUCGAUGUGCUCGAGCUGGACAAAGAAAAUGAAUUCUCUGUCGGCCGUGUCCUCAAGGUCGGUGGUAAGUACACAUACAGCGAUCUGGACGACCUGAUCGUCAACCACGUCAAGGCCAUGGCCAAGAAGGUGGACGAGAUGGUUUUGCACGAGAAAUUCCGCAAGGGCAGCAGCAAGACCGAGACAGAUCAAUGGCUUGAGACCUACACCAAGGCCAAUCCUCGUCGCUCGGCUUAUUCCUUCUGCAUCAACCCCAAAUACCCCGGCUACUUCUUCCUUUGCUUCAAGGCAGGCGAGCAUGCGCGACUCCAAAACUGGCCCGUCAAGGUCAUCCCACAGGGCUUCGAACUCCAAAAGAACCCUUACCCCGAUAUGAACGCCCUGUGCAACGGUUUCAAGCUGAUGUUCAGCAAUAUGAGCCAGCGGAGAUGA